Phycodurus eques (leafy seadragon) is the source of this 4849-nucleotide messenger RNA. Its product is annotated as leucine-rich repeat-containing protein 4C-like. The transcript is spliced from 2 exons. Gene Ontology annotation, cellular component: postsynaptic density membrane; plasma membrane; glutamatergic synapse. Bases 175 to 2070 code for a protein of 631 amino acids. The record is from RefSeq and is a predicted model, not a curated record. Gene Ontology annotation, molecular function: cell-cell adhesion mediator activity. Lineage: Eukaryota; Metazoa; Chordata; Actinopteri; Syngnathiformes; Syngnathidae. Gene Ontology annotation, biological process: modulation of chemical synaptic transmission; synaptic membrane adhesion; regulation of axonogenesis.
CUCGGACUGCCGCAGCUCCCCCCAAAAAAAGCUUCUCUCACAUGGAGAUUUGCGCCUCGUUCGCACUGCACAGCUUCCAAAACGGGGACCAGGGCCCUGCCGGUUUUCCCCUCAACGCUCCCACUUUGUAUUCACUCGAUAAAAUGCAAAACCCAAACAGCAGAUGAACUAUGAAUGCUGAACAAAAUGAUCUCCUCCCUCCAGCGCCAGACAAUGAGAAGUCGUAGGCUAAAGGGGGCGCUGUCCAACCCCCUCUUUGUGCUGCUCUUGGCCCUUCAGAUCUUGGUGGUGGCCGGGCUAGUUCGAGCACAGACCUGUCCUUCUGUCUGCUCUUGCAGUAACCAGUUCAGCAAGGUCAUAUGCACCCGUCGCAGUCUACGGGACGUGCCAGAUGGUAUCUCGACCAACACCCGUUACUUAAACCUCCAGGACAACCUCAUACAGGUUAUCAAAGUGGACAGUUUCAAACACCUGCGCCACCUGGAGAUUCUGCAGCUGAGCAAGAAUCAUAUUCGCAGCAUCGAAAUAGGCGCCUUUAACGGACUCGCUAGCCUAAACACCUUGGAGCUCUUUGAUAAUCGACUUACGACAAUCCCCAAUGGAGCAUUUGAGUAUUUGUCCAAGCUAAAGGAAUUGUGGCUUCGGAACAACCCUAUUGAAAGUAUACCAUCCUAUGCCUUCAACCGAGUCCGCUCGCUUCGAAGGUUGGACCUAGGUGAGCUGAAACGUCUCUCCUUUAUUUCCGAUGGAGCCUUCAAGGACUUGAGCAAUCUGCGCUAUUUGAAUUUGGGAAUGUGCAACCUCAAGGAGAUCCCUAACAUCUUACCACUGGUAAGACUGGAAGAACUGGAAAUGUCUGGAAAUCAGCUUUCCAUUGUCAAGCCUAGUUCAUUUACGGGAUUAGUGAACCUCCAGAAGCUGUGGAUGAUGCAUGCCCAUAUCCAAACAAUUGAGAGGAAUUCCUUUGAUGACUUGCAGUCAUUAGUGGAGCUUAACCUUGCUCACAAUAACCUUACCUUUCUUCCGCAUGACCUUUUCACACCUCUUCAUCGGAUGGAACGAGUCCACCUUCAUCACAAUCCUUGGAAUUGCAACUGUGAUAUCUUGUGGCUCAGUUGGUGGCUGAAGGAGUCUGUACCCGCCAAUACGAGUUGCUGCGCCCGUUGCCAUACUCCGACACUCUUUAAAGGUCGCUACAUUGGGGAAUUGGACCACAGCUACUUUCAGUGUGACGUUCCUGUCAUAGUGGAGCCACCCUCUGACUUAAACGUGACAGAGGGCAUGGGUGCAGAGCUCAAAUGUCGGACAAGCUCCUUGACAUCAAUCAGCUGGCUCACACCAAAUGGCUCCCUGGUGACACACGGGGCUUAUAAAGUGCGACUGUCUGUACUCAAUGAUGGGACACUUAACUUUACCAGCGUCACAAUGCAAGACACUGGGACGUACACCUGUAUGGUCAGCAACACAGCGGGCAACAUCUCCGCCUCGGCUGUACUCAAUGUCACAUCUGUGGAAAACAGCGGGGUGACCUACUUUACAACAGUCACAGUGGAGACCACUGAGACCCCAGGUGAUGACAGCCACACGGCACUCCCCCCGUUCGGUUGGGUGUCAUCCUCGACGACAAAAACGACUCCGGUAUCAACGAGGACCACAGAGAGGACUUACACCAUUCCGGUUCUUGAUUUGGACGGUGAGGGAGCCCUCAACGGCCUGGAUGAGGUGAUGAAAACCACCAAGAUUAUCAUUGGCUGCUUUGUGGCCAUCACACUUAUGGCUGCUGUUCUACUUGUUAUUUUCUACAAAAUGAGGAAGCAGCAUAACCAACAGGAUCCUGAUGGCCCAGCCUCCUCUAUGGAAGUCAUUACCGUUGAAGAAGAGCUUGCAGGUGUUGCUGCUAUUGACAGACACCUAUCGCUGCCCCCACUGGAGCACUACAACCACUACAACAGCUACAAGAGCACUUAUCAUCAUCCCUCUAUGCUCAGUACCAUACACAGCUCUACCACACAGGAACAUUUACUGAUUCAAGCCUGUUCAAAAGACAAUGUACAAGAGACCCAAAUCUGAGCCUAAAAUUCAACUGGAACAGUUUUAGGAGUACAAUGGACACCACAAAGAAGAUGGAAUACUGCAAUAUUACAUUAACACAGUUAAUGUCAAUGACGGCGCUAAAUCAACAUUUGGCAAAGGAACCACAAAAGCUACUUUAUUAAGUGUCUUUACAAAAACAAAGAUUAUUUAUUUAAAAAGUAUGUCUUGUGACUAAAUGACAAACACUAAUUGUGAUAGCUUUUUAGCUUGUUUUGCUUUCUCUUUUUCCUCUCUCACUCCCUCUCUCUGUAAUAUUGCACAAGGAAAAGAAUGGUUUGGCAAAUGUGAAUAUGGAAUGUCUAAUACUGAAAUGAAUACAAGGUCAUUGAAUUAAGUGUUUGGUCGAAGCUGGCAUUAUUUUAGGGUUUAUAAGCAUUCAUUUGAUGGUCGUUCAGUAUGAGUCCACAUUGAGGCAGCUGUCGAUAUGAUUCCCAGCAUACAGUAAGAUGAGUUAAUUUUCCUAAUCAUGCGGUUCUAGCUGCCAUUCAGGAGAAUCUUUUGAUGGAAAAGCUCUUGAUGUUAUCAUAGGGAAGCCUGCGUGUCUGAGUACGAAAUCAGUCAAAUUAGUAUGUGCAUUUCUCCCUGUGGCUCCUUAAAGCAGCCACAUAUCAUUCAUUUUAAUUAAGAUGAGUAACGCCGCCAUUUACCUAUUAUUUACACUUUAGUUCUUUCUUAAUUGUUUUUUCCUGUUCAUUUUCUCAUGUCUAUCAAGCCUCCUGUCUCCUCUCUCUCCUUCUCCUUUUCUCAGUGUCCUCAUGCUUGUCCUUUGAUUGUCACUGCUGCUUAAUUCAGGGACGUUCCCCACCCCUUGCCAUGUCUCAUUUGUCUCGCGUUAGCCGUCGGCAUGUGCCGCACGACGGCAGAAUAUUGCUUGAGAAAAUGAAGGGGAGCAUAAGGCUGUAGUCAGUAGCCUCCUUUUUAACCCAGUUAUGAUGUAUGUCCAUGCAGUGUCACGUUACCUCGCCAUCACCCUUGGGUCACACGAGCUCAUGUGCUGAUCGUCCAUCUGUUGGUACAGAUAAAGAGGCAAAUGAGGCAGCUUUGUAAUGUAGUGUGACCCUGUCAGACCAAUCCAAAUAGGGCUAACGGACUCAGUGAAGCGGCGAGGGACCUGGCACAAAAAAAGGGAAGCUGGGUUAUGUCUCAUUAAACUGAAUCAGCAGUUCAUUUGCAGACCAACAGCGGAAAACUGAUAACCCAACAGCGUUAAGACUUUUUCAUCAUCCAUAUACCGAGCAUCUAUCAGGGGUCGAGAACUUUGAUAUGGAACCAAACCCUGCUCGGUGUCAUCGUUGUCAGAUGAAAAAAAAAAAAAAAAAAAAAAAAAAAGGAUACACUUUGAUGCUGCAUCAUUUAUAAUCCAUCAGAACAUUGUCUCUGUAGUCAGCUUUUUUUUUUUUAAUUCAGUCUUUCGGAUAGCUAAAAGGAAGAACAGUAGGUGUGUGGAGGAAGGAGAGAUCCACAACGGUCAUGAGGGGUCUUCAAACUGAAAUAUGGAAGAUAUGAAGGAAGCGGAAUAAAAAAUUUAUAAGGCAUAAGGAGGCAAAACUAGCCAUCAGACUGUCUCCAUGGAAACAGUGACCUUGUGCCGAAAGUAAGAUGUGGUAGAUAUGCCUGCUCGUCUGUUCAACAAGCUUAUUUUGAUUUCCCAGUGAUGAUUACACAGAUGGCAGUGAUUAUUUAUAAAGUUGAAAAUUUUUAAUUGUCAUUUACAGAUGGAGUAAUCGAAUUAGAGCAACAUAUGACAUCAUCAUUGCAGAGAUCUGCAGCCUCAUGUUUUUAAAUGAAAUACAUUGGUGCAUGAUUUGAAACUGUGACCAGUUUAUUUUUACAAUGCUCCUUCCUUCAUUGACUUUAAAUUCAGUAAGGGCUGCAACCGUGGAGGAGGAAUAUAAUAAAGGCCCAUCACUCACAGACGCAUCUGCGUCUGAUCAGUUAGUCACCCACAUUUUUUUUCAUUAGUUCUCAAUUACAAAUUUGAUGGAAGCAAAGUAUAUAUGAGAAGACCAAUGUGUGAGUGCACACUGGAGAAAUGGAUUUGAAAAUGCCGGCCUUUCUGGUGGUGUUAUGAAUGAUGUGGGCAUCAAUAAUAACAUUCACUUGUGUGAACCAUUCUUUCCCUUUUCUACUCUUUUCUGUCUUGGUGCCCUCAGUUUAUUUUCAAUGCUUUUGGUGAGUUAUUGAUUCAGUGUUGAUGCUGGCUAUAAUUAAAACAGUUGGGAUUUUAUAUACGAAUAUAUAUUUCGGAAUGAGGGUUGAGAUGUUUUUUGUUUUUUUUUCAGAUUGAUUGAAUUUCUUUUCUGGAUUGCUAGUGUUAUGUACAUGAGGAAACUGUCCCAAUGUGAGGGGCUGUUUGGCGACAAGACUGAGAAAGAUGUGUAGAAUGUUGGAAAUGAAAUACCAGCAGAGUGAACUUGAUUUUUGUGCAAAACCCAAGCCAAGGUCACACAAUUCUUGUGAGUUAUUCUGCCAAUGGUGUAUGUAUGGGGAUGGUUACUGUCUGUAGGAAUAUGCUCUCUUAUUUUUUGGAGAGAACAACCAUCAAAUGGUUAAAUUUCUACAAAAAAAUAAAUAAAUAAAUUAAAAAUAAAACAGUUCCAAAAAAAAUUGCAAAAAAAAUAUUAAGCUAAUAAUUUUACAUGUGCUUCAAUUGUUUAAAAAAAUGCAGAAUAAAAACAAGAAAAAAAGAACAGCAAGAGACUGUGCUUGUACAAGUCCAGCUAAUUUCUCUGCGGAUGAAGUCCACUUAUUGAUA